AUGUCUCGCGAGCUAACCACGACGACGGCAACGUUCUCGUCACCCUCCCCGGCGGUGCGCCGUGGCUACGGUGGUGAGGGGCUGCCGCUAGGCAAGUUGCUUGAUCCGCUUCGCUGGUACUUCAAGUGGGUGCGUGCGAAUCCGGAGAGCGCAUCAAGCCUGGAGCAGUUCUCGCGCACCCUCACCAUGCUGUGGUCUGACCCAACGAACCUGAUCACCUCGGAGGCGUGCUUUGCCCUCUGCAAGCUGCACGCCUUCUCCAACUUCGCCAUCAUCUCCGCUGGUGGUCGCCGGACGAGCAAGACGGAGCUGCUCUCCUUCGUACUGCGAGGCAUCCAAGAGGUGGAGUGCCUGAUGGAGUUGAUCCACCGCAAGUACGCCGGCCACCGUCGCACGUGGAAUGCGCUGCUCCUGCUAGAAGGCGUCAAGUGCACAUUAAAGGCAUGCGUGCACCGUCAGCUCUUCCUCGUCCCGUGGCUGUGGGAGUCCAUGAUGGUGUCGCUGCGCCGUGCCCUGCGUCACCUGACCACCCUCACGCCGCGCCGCCGUGUACGCGGCGGCGACGGCGGUGUUUCAUCAGGCUCCGGGGGCAGCGGUGCAGGCAGCUUUGCCGCGUGGAGCGCCGGCUCUGGCGCUGGCGUCGCCGGCAACUACUGUGGCCCCCUCACGCAGCUGGACUACCGUGGUGGCAACACCGACCUGUGCGGCGAGGUUGUAGGGCCGCAUAACAUGCGUCUCGUCAUCCCGCGCGUCGCCUCUGACAGGCGCCACGAGCACCGCCAUGUGUACAGGGCAGGCGCCAACCGCGCUGCCAACGACGGAGAGGACCACGUUACCUUCGCGCAGGAGGGGGGCGUGGAGGAGGAGCUGGAGGAGGCGGAGUCAAUCAGGUUCACGUGGAUUGACGUGCUCGGCUUGAUGCUGGACAUGUACCUUCUCUUGCGACCUCUUCUCCUCGUAGCGCUGGCGCGGCACGCAUUUCUGCUGCUGCCCGAGGAGACGGCCAACUCGAUCGCUCGGCUGCCACCUCCCUUAUCAAAGGAGAUGGUCGCCGCAGCUGAGGCGGCCGCCAAGGCUGCGGAAGAAGCGAAGAAGACAGGGACGCCGGUGAAGCCGACGCAGGGGCCCGAUCCGCUCGCGGCGCUCCACAAGGCAAUCUCUGCCACGCCGCAGCAGACCCUGCUGGGGAACUGGGGUGUGUGGGCUGGCGUGGCGGGCUGUGACUUCCUUGUCGCGCUGCUCGCCCGCCUCGUGCGCCGCAACCGCGUUCCCGUGGUGUACAUCAAGGACAGCGCCGAGAACGACGCCGGCAGCACGCCGGCGGCGUUGCUGGAGGGCGGUGAGGCAGUGUCAAUUCUGGCAGACGGCCUCACCGACAAUACAACAGUCACGACUGGCGUGGACGACUCGCGCGCCAUCGGCCCAGCGAUGGAGUCCACAGUCGUCUCACGUGAUCACACGCGAGUACAGCUGGCGCUGCGCAACUUCUUUUACAAUGUCAUGCGCGACCCCUUCUUUACAGCGGUCCUGAAACAGUUCAUCUAUCAUAAUUUCAUCCGCGGCUUCGUCAACCGCAUCCCCCUCCUCGGCACAUGCAUCUCCUUCUACGCCACCCAUUACCUGUCAAUGCAGUACUACAGCUUCCUGUACACCCUGAGGCAGUAA
Messenger RNA from Leishmania braziliensis MHOM/BR/75/M2904, 1665 nucleotides. RefSeq lists its product as hypothetical. The transcript has a single exon. Gene Ontology annotation, cellular component: peroxisomal membrane. Bases 1 to 1665 code for a protein of 554 amino acids. The record is from RefSeq and is a predicted model, not a curated record. Gene Ontology annotation, biological process: peroxisome organization. Lineage: Eukaryota; Euglenozoa; Kinetoplastea; Trypanosomatida; Trypanosomatidae.